Molecule: messenger RNA, 7795 nt
Organism: Bombus huntii
Lineage: Eukaryota; Metazoa; Arthropoda; Insecta; Hymenoptera; Apidae
Product: facilitated trehalose transporter Tret1-like
Exons: 5
Coding region: 6064-7437 (457 amino acids)
Biological process (GO): transmembrane transport; RNA processing
Cellular component (GO): membrane
Molecular function (GO): transmembrane transporter activity; RNA binding; adenosine deaminase activity
Source: RefSeq, a predicted model, not a curated record
UUGAUGUAUAAAUUAUUUAAUCGUCAGUUGUCUGAUUUUUUCUACCUAUUACAUGAAAAAUAAUUUCAGAUAAAUUACACGAGUAUGAUAUGUAGGUAAUUUACUAAUUACGUAUAAUAGAAUCUUGUCAGAAUUAUUUACGAACGAAAUGAAACUUACAUUGCUGUACGAUGAAAUUUUCAACACGUGUAUAACUGACACGAAUCUACGAACCGUAUUGUUUAAAUUUUCGUUACAAGCUUAGAUUUCAAUUAUUCUCAAACAUGAUCUUUACUGUUUUCUUCUUGCGACCAAUCUCAAUUUUUCCAAAUCUUUUUCACACAUCAUCCAAUAAACUAAUCCUUUUAACUGCUCAGAAAAAUUCAAUUUUAAGAAAGUUAUUUUGUUUUAAAGGAUAUUGGAAUAUUAACGUGGCCGUCUGUAUAUGAACAAAUUCACGUGUGUAUAAUUAAAUGGUUUAGGAUGAAAUGGAUGAUCUCGAGGAAGGAAUCACCACGAAAGCGCUCUAAUCCUUGCAGGCGAUCGAAACGUUAACUCUUGUGAAGGGGGCGAGAAUUUAAUUACUUAAUGAAGCUAGUGGAACGGUCGUUCAACCGAAACUAUUAAUCACCAACUGCCUGCCUCGUGACCGUUCCGUGCCUUACCGGUUUCCGUUUCGUUAUAACUCGGUCACGCGCCCGUUGUGCUAAAUUAUUUAGGAUUCCCAACAAUUGCUCUUCUUCCACCAUCGAACGAUAAGAACGGCCAUCGCGCAAACCCCACUGGGGUUUAAUUACCGAAUGCAAAUGUAAAUAUACUUUAGGGACCAUCGCGUGGCCUUUGUACGCAAUGUUUUCUCUCUCUCUCUCUCUGUCCGUCUGUCUGUCUCUCUCUCUCUCUCUCUGUCUGUUUGUAUGGCGGACGUCCUUUGCAGUUCGCCCUUUACCCUCGAUUUCAGGUUGCAUAACGUUGUACGAUGCGAUCUUACCCGAUUAGUGCUACAAUGUUAACAGAAAGAGGUAACAGCAGGAAAUUGUAUACGUGAAUUGGGAAGCUUUAGCCUAGAUUUAUUGCUCCUUUAUGCGUCUAGUGUAACGUUUUUUUCCCAACUAUCUGUUUACCGAGUAAUAGGUCUGGAUUAACGAUUUGGGAUAUGUAAAUGUCGUAAAUUAGGGGCGGGUUAACUGUUUGCGAUUCUACGUCUAAUUGCGGUAUAAUCCUGCGAAUUUGUUAAUAUAAUGUAGUUAGCAUAGGGACGAAUGAAUGGUAAUUACAAAAUAAUGAUAAAACUUAUUAACUGUAUACAUUGGGAAGAGAAUUUUACUGUGUUUAUUAUAUUAGGUCUAUAAUGACAUCUUCGAAAGACAAUAUAAUUUUUUUCUUAAAAUAUAUAUAUUAUUUAUAGUUAGUGAAUAUAUGAUUUAUGGAUAUGGUAUUUUUUCAAUCUGUAUAUAUAAAAUAUGUGCGUGUAUUUGUUUGAGUUAUAACUUAAUUUUGAGUAUAAGAGGAAACUGUAUAAUGUGAAAAAGUAAGUUUGUUGCCCGGGACAAUGUUUAGUACUUUAAUCCGCUAUAGAAGAAAUAAUAUUCGAUUUAACUGUAUUCCUUGUAAUGUGUAUUUUACGUUUUAAUUAAACAUCGACAAAGAAAAUUACGAGUUUUGCGAUCGCAAUUGCUACGAACAAAACACGUUAUACAGUAUGCAGUAUAAUAAUUAAAAAUGGGCACACGUAUAUUCCCAGUUUACCUUUUUAACAAAAGUAUCUAAUUGUUUAUGUUAUUCCGUAAAAUAUGAAAAUACAGCUUAAUUAUGAACAACUUUCAAAAACAGGUUAAUGAGCGCGACCUACUCGGAAUAAAAUAUCAAAUUUAACUGGGAUUACCAAUUGUUUAUGCAAUAUCGUUGAAAUUUCACUUUCAGAUGUUUAACGAUUUUAUUAGCAUAGAUUAUCGCGAAUCGUUACAUUCUCGCGUGCAGUUAACAGCUUUCAGAAAUGUUCCCAUUUCGUAUUUUUUCCAUUCAAAUGAGAUACUAAUAUGCAUAUAUCUAAGUACAUGCAGUGCAACAAUCGAUAAAUCGAUCUAAUCGAGUGUUUAAUAAUAUUCACGAUCUCACUUACGACAAGCUUGCUCAAUCAAACUGAUUUGCACGUUUCUCUUAUUCCGUGCAAACUAGUGACUUAUUGCUAUCACGGACGCGUGGCUAGCACGUCCUAUACGCUAAUAUUGAACAAUUGUUUAAAAUAUUCCACGUUUAUUAGAUAAUGAUAUAAAAUUGGAUAAAACAUUUCAAUGAAUCAUUUACAUUUAACGCAGACAAAACGUUUAAAAAUAAAUUCCUUAUCGCAAAAUUCCUACUUAGCUCGUAGGAUUUCUUGCAAUUGUUUUUCUUUAUUUCUUUUCCUUAUAAAUGUCCAGGUCCUUAAGAAAUUCUUCGAAGGAUAAAGUCUAUUCCUUAUAACUCCUAACUAAAAAAAUUUUAAUAAACAAAAUCUUUCCUUCAAAAUUCCCAUCUGGUCCAAACAAAUCCUUUUCGCAGAAUUCUCAAUUCGCGCAAAAUAUUAUUAAUUUAUCACAGAGGAAUUUCCCGGACAUAUCUAUCAACAUUCAUCUCCACUACAACCGUGACUCGAUUUAUACAAAUUUCUUUGCAGCUAUCGCAAUUGUCAAACAUACCAUUUGGAUGCCCAUUCACCCUGCCAAAGCAACAGAACCACGUCUCAAAGGCUGUCUCAGAGUGUUUGGAAAUGCAUUUCUGCUUGGUCAGUUUCGCGUCACGAGUUUCGCUUUUUCUUAUUGGAACCGCCUUCUGACUCGGCGAGGCUUCCCAUUUCUUUUCGUCUUGACAGGUAUCGUCCUUGUAUCACCAAAUUUUUUAAAGGUUACAACACCGUUGCAAGUCUUUGCAUCUUCAACGUAAAAAUCUUAUCGUAGUUGUCGAUACAAAAAAUCCCAAACAUUUCCUUGUAACUCCGUUACUGUAAAACCGUCGUAAGAAAUUUCCCAUUUUUUUCUGGUUUCGGCAAGUUUCGAACGUUUGCUAAUUUACGAAACUCGUUCCUAUAGUGGUCUAACCGUCAGGAAUUGGUGCGUUCAAGGCCAUCGAGUUAGAGAACCCUUGGUUACGCUCGGUCCGCUUUUUCUCUUCGCUUUGUUCAAGACGAAGGAACGUGUUUGGAAAGGAUCAGAAAGAGUACAAACAGCGCUCGCGAUCCAUGCAGAAAUACUUCGUGCUCCGUGUGUUGUACAAAUUUCGUAAACUAAUACCCUGACAAUUUUAUUUCGCCUGGCAAAUGGCGUUGAUCUGUCGGGAUUAAACAGUGAGUUUAAAUAUCUGUUGGACUGAUUAUUUCGACAGAGUCGUUCAGAUCGAUAUCAAUACGGUUUUUCAUCAUCCGUGAACAGAAGAGAAGUGCAUUUCCAUCGAACGAAACGGAGAAACACGGAAAAACGUGUUUCGUAUUUGCCACAUCAAAUACGCGAUUCGAAUAAAAGUUUAUUUCUCCUACUGCUUCGUUGUACCAUUUCGGUAUAAUUACAUGCGAAACUUGUGUAAAUAUCUUUUUUUCCUGGAUGCAGAAGCGCGUUAAAUAAUAGCCGGAAAUGAAUGAUGCGCGUUGUGAUUCGAUCAUAAUGGGAAUAUUAAUUCAAUUAAAAUAACAGCGAGGCUGGCCAGUUGUUUGACUAUCAUAUCGUUGGAGAUAUAUAGUAGAAGCGCAAGGGAAACGAGAGGAAAUCAAUCAACACGGGGAAAACAUGUAACAACGAUUCCCAUAUUCGAUGUUCGUAUUUCCCAUUUUAUAUCGAUAGUAAAAUUGCACGGGUGUUCGAGCUUUAAUAACUUUUGCUCGAACGGAAUCGUUUGUUUAACAAUGCCUCGAUGUUUUUAAUGAAAACGUGCGAGAGCGUGCGUUCAAUUGGAUCAAUUAGAAACAUCGUUAUGCGUAACGUCGUGCGAGAUUCGAAUGGAUCGGAUAUUAUCGAAUUUCUUCCUUUAGUGCGUUUUAUUGCGGUUCAAUAAAUUUGGCAAAAUGAAUUGUCGUAUGAGGUUUAUGUUUGGAAUAAUCCUAUACAGGGACAGUAAGCUUCAAAAUCUCUGGGUAUUUGGUUAAUUGGCUGCAGCAUUGAAUCAAUAGCGUAAAAGCUGGUUCAAUAAUUUUAUAUCGUUCCUUUUUGCUUGCUAUUAGCCAUUUUCUUCGUUAAUACGAGUUAUAUUUAUUGUAAAUAUAUGUAGAUCAAGCGAAAUAAACAUAUAUAUUAUAUUACAUGUUAUAGUACAUCGCUGGCUAUACUUGUUAAAUAUUCAUUCAUAUAUAUUUACGUAUAUAUUAUAUUUUUCUAUAAAUUCAUUCAUCAAUUUUUUGACGAUCCUGCAAUCACUCUGCAAUCAUUGACUCAUUGACGAUUCUACCACUUGCUAAAGAUUCACUGACGAUUCUCUUACGUUUCUCUGGUAUCUGUCUCACGUCACAUAUUAUACAAUUUUUUCUACUGCAAUCUCAAAUAUUUUACACGUGGGUCAUAAGCCUAAAUCUUCAUGCUAUUCGCGCAUAUUCAUGGAAAUCGCUAUUUCGUUUUCUUUCACUCACUGUCGAUGUUCAAGCACUCGUCGCUCGACGAUUCCCUGCAUCCGCAGAUCAUUCCACGCAGCUUCUACAAUUACAAACUUCUUCGUAUCGGAUUACCGGAUGUACAUGUGUGAAAUUCCAAGUAUUAAUUCCGAGAUCUCAACUUUCAAUGUUCAAUAGACUAAUUAUAAUUACAAAAGUGUUUCUCUUCAGAAUAAACAAACGAAUGCAAGAAUUCCCAGGGAAUUCCCGAUUUCGAGUAAUCGGCUUUAUCUCUAUUUCCACGCGAUCGGCACCCGCAUUACUCGCAAUUAAACUCACGGGAGGAAGAACGAUGCAGGCCAAGUCCAUGGAACUGACCGCGGGGCUCUCGAGUGGAAAACGACUUUUCUUUUAAAUCAACCAACGAGGAAAAUCCUCGUGAAACCGCGAACUUGAUGGUUUACCUUGGUUCCUUCUUUCUCGUUGCGCUCUUCAAUCCUGAUCGAUUUCAACUUUCGUCGUGAUCGACUCGCAGUCAGAAAAGACGAUUCUUUAAUCCAUUAAGGAUCGAGUAAUACAAUAACACGCGUAAACGCAACGUUAUGAUUAAAUAAAUUUUAAUUAUCGUCGUGUAAAGCCAACAUUACAAUUAAACAAAUUUUACAUUUUAGACUUUCUCGAUGUCUGUCAGAUGACAUAUUCGUGUUUUUCCGGAUCCGGAAACAGGAGAAAUCACAAACGUAUCAACGUAAAUAGAGUAUGUUAUUGUUUCGUCGAGUUAAUGAAAAACGUAUUAUGAAGAGCGAUACGUUGCAAGAAACGAGACAGACAAAGACGAUCCUCACAUUUCAAUCUUCUCUAUUAAUUAGCCGCGACGCAUAUCCAAAAUGUCAAGUCUAAGUAUGCCUUUUACGUUUAUGUUGUGGGAAAGAACAGGAAAAUAAUUAACCGCGUUGGAGCGUGUCGUCACAGUUUAUAAAAGCGAACGAGAGUGGGAUUGGAACAAAAUCGAGCCGUGAGUUUUACGUGUCUAAGCGUCUACGUAUCGUUGCCGAGUUCAGUUUCCUCCUUCGUCGUCUUCGAGAAUGAGAUCGACGCUGACUCGCGUCGACGGCGUUCGAUCGCUUCCCGAGAUCCGCGCGCGUGUCGAUCGCGUGCUUCCACCUUUUUGACGGAAGAAAUCAUUGAGCCAUUGGGAACAAGAAGGUGCAAGACUGGCAACAAGUGAAGAAGAAAAUUCUUUCUUUAUUCAAUUUUCUUUCCGUUUGCAUUUAUUAGAAACGGUUGAGUUUUUUGAGAAAAAUCGUGCACGGCGAUCGAAACUUCAGAAUCUCAAGUGAAAGGAAGUUUAUGGAAAAGGAGAAGAUCAUCAGACUUUCUAAGAAAAAGUGUCCCGAGUGACCUUGGAUUUAACCACGUUUUAACAGGUUCCACAGCAUAUUUACCUCGCAAACCAAUGAAACAGACUGCACAACUCCAAUAAUUCUCUCGUUCUUCAACUUUCAAACCGUCCGACUAUAAAAUCUGAAGGCUCAAUGACAACCAUGGAGCGUGGAAUAUUACGACAGAUGUUUAUUGGAAUCGUUUGCAACCUUCUGAUCAUCGAUAGUGGAUUGAACGAAGGAUGGAGCACUCCUAUUAUACCAAAAUUCGAGCAGGACGAUCCUGUGAAAGUAUCCAGCGACAAAGUGGUUUGGAUAGUGAACUUGAUGUACGUCGGAGUUGGUCUCGGCUCAAUCGUGCCGUUUCUUUUGAUGGACAGGAUCGGUCGCAAAGGAACGCUAUUGUUCGCCACGAUACCAAAGAUUGCCAGCUGGAUUUUAAUCGGUUUGGCAGCUACUGUUCCACAGCUUUACUUUGGUAGAAUACUUGCUGGCAUUGGAUGUGGGAUAACGUAUUCUGUGAUGCCUAUGUACUUGGGCGAAGUUAGCAGCAAAAAGACCCGUGGACCGUUAGGUACUCUGAUGGCUGUGCUUCUAAACACGGGGAUGAUGCUAGCGUACGCGAUCGGCUUAUGGGUGUCUCGUUUCACGAUGUCCAUGAUCUCGGUCUCGAUACCCUUAAUAUUUCUCUUGACGUUUGUCUGGUUACCGGAAAGCUCCGUGUUCCUCACGAAGAAGAACAAACUAAUAUCCGCGGAGAGGACGUUGAAAUGGGCGUUAGGAAAGGACGACGUGAUGGAGGAACUGGAAGAAAUCAAACGGAUCGUGGCGACCGAAGAUCACAGCCCCGAUAGAACGUUGGGAAGAUCAUUGCAGGAGAUGUUCACUAGGCGUGAGAAUCGUCGUGCUUUUCGUAUCGCUGUGAUUGUCAUGAGCGCGUUGACGUUAACGGGGGCGGCUCCUUUGCUCGCUUAUCAAUCGUUCAUAUUCGAGGAAGCUGGCUUCGAGGUCGCAACGAAUAUUAGCAUCGUGAUCACUGGAUGUGCAAUUGUAUUAGCUGGAAGCGUGUGCGUGUUGCUGGUGAGGAUGGCCGGCAAGAGAUUGCUGUUGCUGAUCUCGACGCCCAUCUGUGUGGUGUCCUUGACGAUGAUGGGAAUCUUCUUCGGGCUCCUGACGAGCGACCACGACGUCUCCAAGCUACGAUGGAUACCCAGCGUGUUCCUUGUGAUUUAUGUGCUUGGGUACGGACUCGCGCUGAACCCGAUCCCGCUGGCCUACGUAGGCGAGAUCUUUCACAUAGACGUGAAGGUACCCGCCGCCAUAUUCUGCUCAGUCUAUUACGCCAUCGCUACCACUACCAUGGUAAAAUUCUAUCAGGUGCUUCAAGAAUCGUACGGAACGUACAUGCCAAUAUUGGUGUUCGCUGUGAUUACUUUACUUAUAUGGUUACUAAUUUAUCGAUACGUGCCAGAGACCGAAGGAAAGACCUUGGAGGAAAUACAAAUAGAAUUACGAAGAAAAUAUUGACAAUUUUUAUUGACUCGAUUCAGCGUUGUAAAUUAUUUAAUAAAGGAUAUAUGACACUUAAAUAAAAGUAGUGGAUACUUCGUUUCCCUUACUUUAUAGCGUUACUUUGUUGAACUAUGAGUUUGAUAUACGUAUGUACGAUAUAACGUAGAAUAGAUGUUAGAGUUUCCCUGUAACACGAAAAGUCUCAUAUUAAAUCGAAUCGAGAUUUGAAUAUUUAAAGGACAUUAUUAGUUCAUCUGGAGAUGUUCUAACUUUAAUCAGAGUUUCAACAAUGUUCGAUGUAUAAUAAUCUCGUCUUUGAAACUUGUGAAUUAACAUGCAAUGGCAACGUAUUGUUGGAUUAGAGAGCUAGUUU